This is a messenger RNA of Plasmodium yoelii, 339 nucleotides long. Its product is annotated as autophagy-related protein 12, putative. The coding region runs from base 1 to 339 and encodes 112 amino acids. Gene Ontology annotation, cellular component: cytoplasm; phagophore assembly site membrane; Atg12-Atg5-Atg16 complex. NCBI's taxonomy places the organism in Eukaryota, Apicomplexa, Aconoidasida, Haemosporida, Plasmodiidae. The transcript is spliced from 4 exons. Gene Ontology annotation, biological process: autophagy of mitochondrion; C-terminal protein lipidation; nucleophagy. The record is from RefSeq and is a predicted model, not a curated record.
AUGCCAUAUUUUCCUAUACGCUAUUUUCCAAGCUUCGACAAAAAACCUGAUAUGAAUGAAUGUUUAUUUUCCAGGCGUAAUAAAAAAGUGAAAAUAGUACUUAAAAGCAUAAGUGGGAUAUCUAUUUUGAAAAAAAACAAAAUUAUUAUAAAUGGAAAUGAAACGCUAGUAUCCAUUUUAAAUUUUCUCAAAAAAAUAUAUAACAAAGAAGAAUAUAUAUAUCUAUACAUUAAUAGCACGAUUAAACCCAAUUUGGAUGAUUAUAUAUCAGAUCUAUUUGAUUUAUAUCAAAUUUCCAACAGCUUAAACAUUUCAUAUAGUUUCAAUCCAGCGUAUUAA